Molecule: messenger RNA, 1203 nt
Organism: Diatraea saccharalis (sugarcane borer)
Lineage: Eukaryota; Metazoa; Arthropoda; Insecta; Lepidoptera; Crambidae
Source: the annotation of a GenBank genome assembly
GUCAAUUUACGCAGCUUGAGCCUCCCUAUAUUUAUGUCCGACUAGGUGUCCGCUGAUUUAGAAGUUUGUUAUUGAAGUGUUAUUAAAUGGUGGCGAUUACAGUCGAGUUAUAGUUUUAAUUAGAGAAGCUUGAUAUCGUAGUGGUUAGCGCGUAAGGACUGCGAUUAUACAGGCUAAGAAACUUUUCCAAAGGUCAAUCAUCGGAUGGGUCAACAAUCUUUUUCGUCUUUUAUACGACAAACAUAGCUAUGAUAAUAAGUCUUGUAGUACUAUUUUGUUAUAAAUACCGCCUCGAAUCUUCUUGAUUUUGACAUUUAUUCUCGGUGUUUGGGAGAUUCGGUGGGUAGUUUGAAGAGUAAACACACGUUUUUAAAGUGGUUUAAAAAUUAAUUACAAAAAUAGUAAUUUAAUAAUAAUCUGUAAAUAUUAUCCAGACAAUGUAAGAAUAAGGUAUGAGUUACCUGCUGUAGUCAUCAUAACAUCACUUUCCUGGAACAUUUAAAAAACUGUUUCAUCGCUUGUCAUUAACUGGCACUAACACUAAUUUGGUUAAUCAUGGAGGACAUUACAGGUACUAGGCUUUGGCGGAAAUGUGUCAGUUGCGUAUGAGCUUGUUUGAAGAUGAACUGAAAAAAAUACCUAUAAAAAGAGUCGAAACAGUCACAACUUUGUUUGCAGUCUUCAGCACAUUUCGUACUUGGAUCAUGGCCUCGCUGCUCUACAAAAGCAGGUGGAUAUAUUGGCAUUGCAGUAUGAUUCUAUGGAGAGGAGGUUAUAGAAGGGAAAUUCUCCUCUUGCAUGGUGUCACAGAGCAACCAAAACGAAGAUUCUCCCAAAGUAGCAGUGGAUAUCGUUCGUCAAGAACUUUUGCCCCAUAUUCAGUUAGAGAAUUUCAGUGAGUUAAAACGUAUGGGAACAACUUCAUCUCUCCGACCACGGCCAAUUUUUAUCAAAUUCAAAAGUCAUCAAGAUUGUGAUGACGCUUGUACUGCUAAGAUUCGAUUGAAGGGGUCUGGUAUAACAGUGUCAGAGUUCCUGACGAAACGCAGCUACAAACUUUUCUUAGAAUGCUGCGAGAGGUUUGGGGUGUACAAUUGUUGGACGCAUGAAGGUCGCAUCAUGGUCUUAUACGCAGAUGCUAAGCGAUACACUAUAACUUGUCGCGCUGACCUGUACAGGAUUGCUACGUCUCAACUAGCAUAA